AGAAUAAGCUAAAAUAAAUUCAGAUAGAAAAGCGAAAACUAUCUUCAGCUUCAGAGGCUUUUCCAGCUAUGGCCGCCGAGGAUUCUCCAGACGUCGAUACGAGUCUCGAUUCCGAUUCAAACCAUAACGCCAACGCUAAUGCUGAUGUGAAGUUGAACAAUCACGACUCUUCCAAUGCGUUGGCAAUCCCUUCUCCCGCCGUUUGUCUCGUCCGUUUCGCCGGAGACGCUGCUGGCGGCGCCGUCAUGGGGUCUGUAUUCGGAUAUGGUUCCGGAUUGUUUAAGAAGAAAGGGUUUAAGGGAUCAUUUGCGGAUGCGGGUCAGUCUGCAAAGACUUUUGCGGUUCUAUCAGGAGUACACACUUUGGUUGUUUGCCUUCUGAAGAAACUGCGUGGGAAAGAUGAUGCGAUUAACGUUGGAGUUGCUGGUUGCUGCACCUGACUUGCUCUUAGUUUCCCCGGUGCACCACAAGCAAUGCUGCAAAGCUGUAUCACUUUUGGAGCCUUUUCUUUCAUCCUUGAAGGACUCAACAAAAGACAAACAGCUUUGGCUCACUCUGUCUCGCUGAGGCAUGAUCAAAGCAGAAGUCUCAAAGAUGAGUUACCGCUCUCUUUGGCUCUCCCAAUCCAUGAAGAAAUCAAAGGAGCUUUCUCUUCUUUCUGCGACUCCUUAACAAAACCCAAGAAGCUCGCAUUUCCCCGCCCACGUUGAGUUUUUUUGUAUCUUGCCAACCUCUUGUAAUGACUUUUUGUAGAUGUUGAAAAAACAGAUGAAAAUGGAUUUGCGGCUUGAGCCAAUG
Molecule: messenger RNA, 798 nt
Organism: Brassica napus (rape)
Lineage: Eukaryota; Viridiplantae; Streptophyta; Magnoliopsida; Brassicales; Brassicaceae
Product: mitochondrial import inner membrane translocase subunit TIM22-3-like
Exons: 5
Coding region: 69-440 (123 amino acids)
Biological process (GO): protein targeting to chloroplast; protein insertion into mitochondrial inner membrane
Cellular component (GO): chloroplast envelope; TIM22 mitochondrial import inner membrane insertion complex
Molecular function (GO): transmembrane protein transporter activity
Source: RefSeq, a predicted model, not a curated record